Molecule: messenger RNA, 2473 nt
Organism: Crotalus tigris (Tiger rattlesnake)
Lineage: Eukaryota; Metazoa; Chordata; Lepidosauria; Squamata; Viperidae
Gene: RPA1
Product: replication protein A1
Exons: 17
Coding region: 19-1878 (619 amino acids)
Biological process (GO): nucleotide-excision repair; telomere maintenance via telomerase; DNA replication
Cellular component (GO): nucleus; DNA replication factor A complex
Molecular function (GO): single-stranded telomeric DNA binding; damaged DNA binding
Source: RefSeq, a predicted model, not a curated record
AGGCGGCGGCGGGCAGGGAUGGCGGAGGCGGCGAGGCUGAGCGAGGGGGCCAUCGCGGCCAUCCUGCUGCAGGCGGAGCCGGUGGGGAGGCCGGUGCUGCAGCUGAUCACGAUCCGCCCCAUCUCCACGGGGAAUGGCCCCCCACGCUACCGGAUGCUGAUGAGCGAUGGUGUGAACUCCCUUUCCUCUUUUAUGCUGGCCACGCAGCUGAACCCUCUGGUGGAUGACCAGAGCUUGACCGCAAAUGCCAUUUGCCAGAUUAACCGCUUCAUUGUGAACACUCUGAAGGAUGGAAGGCGAGUGGUGGUCUUGAUGGAAAUGGAGGUGCUGCAGCCGGGUCACGCCGUCCCCACCAAGAUUGGAAAUCCAGUCCCGUAUGUUGAAGGACCUGGGCAAGCAGGGAGGCAGCCCGUGGCCCCCAGCCCAGCAACCGGCCCUGUCCAGAGCAAGCCAGCGGGGCUCCAGAGCGGGGCUCCAGAUGCAGGAGCACAGUACCCCAGCACUUCCAGACUGCUGGGGAACGCAGGGGGCUCCAGCAUCCUGAGCACUCCGGGGGGAUCUCAGGUCAAAGUGGUGCCCAUCGCCAGCUUGAACCCUUACCAGUCCAAGUGGACCGUCUGUGCCCGGGUGACCCAGAAGGGCCAGAUCCGCACCUGGAGCAACUCCCGGGGCGAAGGGAAGCUCUUCUCCAUAGAGAUGGUGGAUGAGAGCGGUGAGAUCCGAGCGACGGCCUUUAACGACCAAGCGGACAAGUUUUUUCCUCUCCUCGAGCUGAACAAGGUCUACUACUUCUCCAAGGGCACCCUGAAGACGGCCAAAAAGCAGUAUACGUCUGUGAAGAACGACUACGAGAUCGCCUUCUCCAACGAGACGACCAUCGUUCCCUGCGAGGACGCCCACCAUCUGCCCUCUGUGCAGUUUGACUUCGUGGACAUCGGGGAAUUGGAAAACACAGACAAGGACUCCCUCGUGGACGUGAUCGGGGUCUGCAAGAGCUACGAGGACCCUCAAAAGAUCACCAUCAAGGCUUCCAAUCGGGAGGUCUCCAAGAGAGAACUGCACCUGAUGGACAUGUCGGGCAAGACAGUGACGGUCACUCUCUGGGGCGCGGACGCGGAAAACUUUGAUGGCUCUCGGCAGCCGGUAGUGGCCAUCCGGGGGGCCCGAGUCUCGGACUUUGGGGGCCGGAGUCUCUCCGUGAUCUCCUCCAGCAGCCUCCUGGUGAACCCCGACUGCCCGGAGGCCUUCAAGCUGCGAGGCUGGUUUGAUUCGGAAGGGCAGCACGUGGAGUCCGCCUCCAUCUCUUCCGGGUGGGGCGGGCUGGCGACAGGGGGGAACACCAACUGGAAGACCCUGCAGGAGUCCAAGGCGGAGAACCUGGGCCAAGGAGACAAGGCCGACUACUUCAGCUGCGUGGGCACGGUGGUGUACCUGCGCAAGGAGGGCUGCAUGUACCAAGCCUGCCCCUCCCAGGACUGCAACAAGAAGGUGAUUGACGAGCACAACGGCCUCUUCCGCUGCGAGAAGUGCGACCGGGAGUUCCCCAACUUCAAGUACCGCAUGAUCCUGUCGGUGAACAUUGCGGACUUCCAGGACAACCAGUGGGUGACCUGCUUCCAGGAGACUGCGGAGGCCAUCCUGGGGCACAACACGGCUUACCUGGGGGAGCUGAAGGAGAAGAACGAGCCCGCUUUCGACGAGGUCAUCCAGAAUGCCAACUUCACCUCCCACGAAUUCCGGAUCCGAGUCAAGAUGGAGACGUUCAAUGAUGAGUCGCGCCUGAAGGCCACGGCCAUGGAGGUGAAGCCCAUCAACUACCAGGAGUACUGCAAGAGGCUCAUCCUGAACAUCCGCAAGAACGCUGCCCAGCUGGACUGAGCCCCAGAGAGCCCCCACCUCCCGCCAUGCCCCAGCCCUCGGGUCCCUCUCUCCUGCCACACACACACACACACACACACGGUCACUCUGCAGUAAAGGCCCAGCUGCCCUGAAGAAGCAGCGCCCAUGGGUCCCUUCCUGGCCCCAGAAGAGCCCGGCUCCCAAUGGGGGGGGGCAGCACAGGUGGCCUCUCCUCCCUUCCCCCCCCGUCCCAGGUGGCUGUUGGGGCUUGGCGUGGCAGGGGUGGGAUUAUUAAUCCAAGUGGCAUCUCUUCCGUCUGAGGAAGAUCCCUCCUUUGCAGUUCAACAGAGGGGAAGUCAGAUGGGCCUGAUGUCAGUCAAAGUUGCCUCUUCUGCGGGAGGCUGAUAAGCGCUGCGUCUUUGCCCCCUGGGGAAUCCUGGCCACCAAAGAGCAGCACUUUAGUUUUUCGCCUCAAUAUGUUUUUGGGCUGCCAACUGCUGUGUCCUCUUUUUUUUCUUUUCUUUUUUUUUGUAUUAUUAUGCAGAGAAAAUUCUUAUAUUUUUCCUGAUAGAAAUAAAUAAGGACGUGAGUCUGCAGGUGCCCAUUCCUUCUUAAUAAAGAGUGUUUAAUUUUU